AGUAGGUCGUUCUAAUUUUAUUCACCGCAACUCAUUAUGUUUCCCCUAAAACAUUGUUUAUUCUUUUAUGCUGUGUGUAACCAACUAAUUUUGUUUUCCGUUCCAGAAGAGCGACCUUACAAAUGCGAGUACUGUGAGAAAGCCUUUUGUCUAUUGCGCACUCUCCGGGUUCACGAAAACUCUGUUCACUUGAAACAACGACCCUAUGCAUGUGAACACUGUGACACAUCGUUUUCUGAGAAGGGCAGUUUGCGAAGACACCUAAGAACUGUUCAUUUGACACAGCGCCCCUAUACAUGUGAACUGUGUGGUAAAUCGUUUUCACAAAACUAUAAUAUGCGAAAACAUCUCGUCUCUAUUCAUUCAAAUGUUAGACACUCAGCUUCGAAUGACAGCACAGUUGCACAAAUGAAAUUGAGGCAGAAGAGGCAGGUACAAGCCUCCUCAUAA
Molecule: messenger RNA, 450 nt
Organism: Dicrocoelium dendriticum
Lineage: Eukaryota; Metazoa; Platyhelminthes; Trematoda; Plagiorchiida; Dicrocoeliidae
Source: the annotation of a GenBank genome assembly